GACCACAAAUAUAGGCAGAAAAAAAGGGAGAGGCAGAGAGAAAGAUAGAGAAGCGCAAGGUUCAGAAGAGAGGGAGGAGGAGGAGGAGGAGUAACCGGAGACCAGAGCAUGGGGCGAGAGAGGGUUAAGGGAGCAGAAAAACAGAGAGAGAGAAGAGAGGGGAGCGCAGAGAAAGAGAGGGAGAGAAAGAGAGGGAGCACAGGGAAACAGAGAGAGAGAGAGAGAGAGGAAAGGGUUAAAGGGUUAAACGGCUGACAGGAGCAGAGAGAGAGAGAGAGACUCCUCCGCACAUGUCUCUGACCAACUCAGUCUAAACCAAGAUCUGAACCAGGAUUUAAACCAGGACUGCAGCAGGACUAAAGCCGGACUGAAACUGGAUUAAAAACAGAAGUGAACCAGGACUAAACCAGGACUAAACCAGGACCAGAGUUCAUGCACAUCUGGAUCAGAACUGAGGACAUUUUAUAAACUCUGCACUUGAAAACCAGGGCUAAACCAGGUCUAAACCAGAUCUAAACCAGGACUGAACCAGGACUGAUCCAGGACUUAACCAGGACUAAACCAGGUCUGAACCAGAGCUAUACUAGGAUGAAACCAGGACUUUGGACUUUACCAGGUUUGAACCAGGACUAAAUCAGAACUAAACCAGAACUAAACCAGAGCUAUGACAAAACUACACCAGAACUAAACCAGGAUUACAGUAUGAUCAUAAUCUCUGGAUGUUUGGACCACUUUCAACCCAGGUCUAAUCCAGGACUUCAUCUCAGUCUGUGAUCUGGAUCUUUCGAUCUGGACCAAACCAGGACCAAACGUGAACUGCACCUGAAUCAGUCUGAACCAGGACUAAACCAGGACUAAACCAGGACUAAACCAGGACUAAACUAGGACUAAACCAGGACUAAACCGGAUCUAAACCAGGUCUAAACCAGGACCAUGGCCCGUGGAUUGUCGGGUCUCUUUCUGUGGCUCUGCUGUGGACUGUGUCUCCAGACCGGACCGGCUCUGCUCCAGUCUCCCUCAGAGAGAUUACAUCACUUCCUGUCGGACUUCGCAGUGGUUCGUCCAAUCAGAACAGACUCAGACGGGCGUGCCCUGCCUGACUCCGCCCCUCGGCACAAAAGACACGCCCCCUGGUCCCGCCCCCCGGAACAGGAAGUGUUCUACAACCUGACGCUGCAGGGGAAGGAGCUACGGCUGCAUCUGCGAAUCAGCACGCGGAUUACGGCUCCGGGCGCCACCCUCCUGUGGGAGGAGUCAGGGGUGUCUGAGCCAAUCACAGAACAGCAAUGUUUGUACUCAGGACAUGCCUCCAACGACUCGCGCAUCACAGCGGCGUUCAGCAUCUGCAAAGGACUGGAGGGCGUGAUCCUGAGUCCUUUUGGAGACUUUUACAUUGAACCCAUUUUGAAGAACUGCUCUGGAUCAGACCAGGACCAUGUGGUCUACAGAGACUCAGACCUGAGACCGGACCAGAACCCAGCCAAUCAGAGUGCAGCACAAGAGGUCCCGCCCACAGACUUCCUCAGAGGUCCGGUCUUGGCUCCUGAGGUCCAGAGGCUCAGGUCCUGGUCUGACCCGGUCUCUCUCGGGUCUGGUUCUGACCCGGUCCAGACCCUGAGGAGGAGGAGGUCCAGAGAGGUAGAACUGUUCCACAUUGAGGUUCUGUUGGCGGUGGAUUACUCCGUUCUCUUGUUCCACGGCCGAGAGAACGUCCAGAGAUACCUCCUGACCUUCAUGCACAUUGUGAAUGAGAUUUAUCAGGAGCCGUCUCUCGGAGCAAAUAUCAACAUCGUCCUGGUGCAGAUCAUCCUGCUCUCCCCCACCAAGUCCCAGGAGCUGAUCUCGGUGGGGGAUCCUCAGAAGAGUCUGCAGAACGUGUGCACCUGGUCGUACCUCCACCAGAGAGACCAGAGAGAAGACCUGAGGCACGACCACACCAUCUACCUGAGCAGACAGGAGUUUGGACCCUCCGGCAUGCAGGGUUACGCUCCGGUCACGGGGAUGUGUCGUCUCAUUCGGAGUUGUGUUCUGGUGAUGGACGACGGUUUCUCCUCGGCGUUCGUUGCAGCUCACGAGACCGGACAUGUUCUGGGGAUGGAGCACGACGGAGACGCCAACGACUGCGAUGACGACGUUCACCUGGGAAGCAUCAUGUCUCCUCAGGUCCAGGCGUCUUUCUACAGAUACCACUGGUCCAGGUGCUCAUGGAGAGAACUGCACCAGUACCUGCAUACGUACGAGUGUCUCAGAGAUGAUCCGUUCCUUCCGUCGUGGCCUCCUCAGCCUCAGCUCCCGGGAUUCGGCUUCUCCAUGAACCAACAGUGUCAAUACGACUGGGGCCCCGGGUUUACUACAUGUACUACUUACACAGUGGUGGACCCAUGCGCUCGGCUCUGGUGCAGUCACUACAACGACCCGUUUUACUGCAAGACCAAGAAAGGACCUCCUCUGGACGGGACCCAGUGUGGACCAGGACAGCACUGUUUCCGUGGCAGCUGCGUGUACCUGGCCCCUCACAUGAUGCGCACUCACGGCUCGUGGGGCACCUGGGGUCCCUUUGGCCCCUGCUCCCGCUCCUGCCGCUCCGGAGUCCAGUUCAGGACCAGGAUCUGCGACAGCCCCAGGCCAGCCAACGGGGGGCGCCCCUGCUUUGGAAACAGCUAUGAGUUCAGACUCUGCAACCAGGACACGGACUGUCCCCCGCUCACGGACUUCAGGGCCGAGCAGUGUAAAGUGUGGAACCCAUUUUUUGAGCACAACGGAACCAAACACCACUGGCUCCCCCUAGAGCAUCCGGACCCCGACGAGCGAUGCCGUCUGUUCUGCGUUUCCACGGAGACGGGCGCCGUGGUGGACAUGGGCCGAGUGGUGCAUGAUGGGACUUUGUGUUCUUACGAGGACCAGCACAGCGUGUGCGUGAGAGGAGACUGUGAGCACGUGGGCUGUGACGGACAGAUCGCGUCAGACCAAGCCGAGGAUCGCUGUGGCGUCUGCGGAGGAGACAACUCCAGCUGCAAAGUCAUCAAAGGGAAUUUCACCAGGAGCACGCGCAAAAACGGUUUCCUCAAAAUCCUGGAGAUCCCCAAAGGAGCACGUCACCUGCUGGUCCAAGAGUUCAAGUCCACACCACACGUCCUCGCGGUGAAGAACAUGGACACUGGUCAUGUGUUCCUGAAUGACGAACAUCAUCUCCCAGAAUCCCGCGGGCUGGUGGAGGGGGGCGUGGCCUGGCAGUAUGUAAAUGAGGAGGGGGUGGAGUCUGUGCAGACAUCCGGCCCCCUGAGCUCCAGCGUCCUGCUCAUGGUUCGCUCUCACGGUUCUCACAGCUCGGGUAAAGUCACGGUGUCGUAUAAAUACGUCCUGCAGGAGGCGCUGCGCUCGGGUCUGGACUCAAACCUGCUGCUGGAGGACGCCAUGUUCUACGAGUGGGCCCUGAAGAAGUGGUCCUCCUGCUCCCGGCCCUGCGGAGGAGGGCGACAGUACACUCGCUUCGGCUGCAGGAGAAAAGCCGACGGGAAAAUGGUUCAUCGAAUGUUCUGCUCCAACAUUACCAAACCCCGAGCCAUCAGCCGCUUAUGUAACAGAGAAGACUGCUCCACCCCAGAGUGGGUGGUGGGACCCUGGCAGACCUGUAGCGCCUCCUGUGGGGCGUCAGGGUGGCAGAGGCGCUGGGUGUCGUGUCAGCAGGUCUCCUCCGGGGGGCAGCAGCGCUCUGUCCCCUCCAAACUCUGCUCCACGGACAAACCAGAGAGCAAGAGGAGCUGCAACCGCCACAGCUGCCCCGCCGUGUGGAGGGGCGGAGCCUGGGGACAGUGCUCUGUGACCUGCGGCGGCUCGGGGACGCAGGAGCGACAGGUGAAGUGUCUCUCACCUGACGGGGUACCUGGAAACUGUACUGGUCCUCAGCCAAUCACAACGAAGACCUGCCUGGCCCCGCCCUGCUCCGGAGAGCAGAAGAACUCCAUUGUGCGCUGGUUGUCCAGAUCGACUCCAGACGUGACUCCUCGCUCCAAGCAGCGUUGCCGUGGCGACCGCUCGGUGUUCUGUCAAAUGGAGGUUCUGACCCGGUACUGCUCCCUGCCCGGAUACAGAGUCAUGUGCUGCGUGUCCUGUGGGAAACUCAACAACACCGACUUAAACCAGACCCAGUACACCUUAAACCAAAUCCAGUCCACCUUAAACCACCAGACAGAUAAUCAGACCACCUUAAACUCGUCAACAUCCCAUAAUAACAGCACAGACCCACCGUCCAGGAGAGAAGAGACCAGUUUAACCACUCCUCCCCCUGAUGACAUCACUAUAGAGGCCCCGCCCCCUCACGUUGUCACCACAGAGGCCCCGCCCCCUGACAACAUCACCACAGAGGCCCCGCCCCCUGAUGACAUCACCACAGAAGCCCCGCCCUCUCGAGUUGUCACCACAGAAGCCCCGCCCCCUGACGACAUCACCACAGAAGCCCCUCCCCCUGACGACAUCACCACAGAGGCCCCGCCUCCUGAGGACAUCACAGACUUUGUUUACGUCGAGUACGAGGACGAUUACGACGACUUCUCCAGCUUCGGGACGGAGAGCUCUGAUUGGACGGAGGCUCCGACAACAGUUUACACCACAACAUCACCGCAAACAACAACAACAACAACAACGGUAACCACAACAACAAGCAAAAGAACCCCAAAACGACCACGGAAACCGUCCCGAGCUGAGACCAGGGCCUCCCCUGCGCCCCCUACUGGCCCUGAGGUGCAGUACCGCGUGGUGGGCGUUCCCGUGGCGACGCAGAGUGACUUUGUGCCGAGGAAAACGCCGCGAUUUGGUGAAAGAACUCAGAACAAACGAAUCCAAGAGCUACUCCGAGAAAAGAGACGAAGACUAGACCCCACUAUGGACUUAUAACAGGACCAAGACCAGGACUAGACCAGGACUAAAACAGGACUGAACCAGGACUGAACCAGGAAUAAACCAGGACUGAACUAGGACUAAACCAAGACUAAACCAGGACUAAACUGGGUCUAAACUAGGUCUGAACCAGGUCUGAACCAGGUCUGAACCAGGUCUGAACCAAGACUGAACCAGGUCUAAACCAAGACUAAACCAGGAUUAAACUAGGACUAAACCAGGAGUAAAUCAGGACUAAACUGGAUCUAAACCAGGACUGAACCAGAACUAAACCAGGACUAAACUGGGUCUAAACCAGGUCUGAACAAAGACUGAACCAGGUCUAAACCAGGACUGAACCAGGUCUGAACAAAGACUGAACCAGGUCUAAACCAGUACUGAACCAGGUCUAAACCAGGACUGAACCAGGACUGAACCAGGACUAAACCAGGACUGAACCAGAGGCACAGAAGGGACUGAACCACACCAGGAGAGACCGUUUCUCUCUUUUGUUCUUUUGUUUAUAUUUGCACAUCAGUAAAAGCUGCUGCAGUUCUUCAGAUUCAAACCCGUUUGGAUCGGCGCGUUUGACCCAUCCUCCUGCUGCGUUUGACCCGUCCUUUAGCUGCAUGUGUACUUUCAAUAAAUAUGUUACUCGAGUAAAACGUGAUUUCAAAAAUGCUGAAAGAGAAGCUCAGAACUACUGCGACUGAAACAACUUCCAAAUGUAAAGGUUUUGUGAUACAAGACUGCCCCCCUCUGGUACAACAGCAUAACAACAGGCUAUAGGAGAAACUCAACUUUAAAGCUGCACUGUGUAACUUUUCUGAUGGUGCUUCCAUCACCUGCUUGUUUCUAUGGACACGUCAUUGCUCUGCCUGGAAUGUUCCACAGCAAAACUUUACAUUUAUUCAUUUACAGGUGGUUUUAUAGCUCAAAAAUCGCUACAAAACAGACAUCCUGACUGUAACUUGGUCUGGUUUGGUCUCCGUGGUGACAGAAAAGUGUAAUGCCGUACUGUGAAACAUUCCAGACCAAGCAAACAAUGUGACGGACCCUCCACCAGAAAAGUUACUCAAUGCAGCUUUAACUAAUAUGUGUUGAAUCGAACAGAACAGAACAGAACCCGGCAGCAGAGGUGUAAAUAUGAUCUGGAGAGAUGUGGAAAUGUUUCAGAGUGUUUGAAAUAAAGCAACAAGAAAGAA
Messenger RNA from Boleophthalmus pectinirostris (great blue-spotted mudskipper), 6080 nucleotides. RefSeq names its product A disintegrin and metalloproteinase with thrombospondin motifs 2-like. Gene Ontology annotation, cellular component: extracellular matrix. Bases 934 to 4893 code for a protein of 1319 amino acids. The transcript is spliced from 25 exons. Gene Ontology annotation, biological process: extracellular matrix organization; proteolysis. The record is from RefSeq and is a predicted model, not a curated record. Gene Ontology annotation, molecular function: metalloendopeptidase activity. Lineage: Eukaryota; Metazoa; Chordata; Actinopteri; Gobiiformes; Gobiidae.